Cloeon dipterum is the source of this 5036-nucleotide messenger RNA. RefSeq lists its product as uncharacterized. The coding region runs from base 495 to 1757 and encodes 420 amino acids. Gene Ontology annotation, molecular function: DNA binding; DNA (cytosine-5-)-methyltransferase activity. Gene Ontology annotation, cellular component: nucleus. The record is from RefSeq and is a predicted model, not a curated record. The transcript has 10 exons. Lineage: Eukaryota; Metazoa; Arthropoda; Insecta; Ephemeroptera; Baetidae. Gene Ontology annotation, biological process: negative regulation of gene expression via chromosomal CpG island methylation.
UGUCAAUUACAACAGUUCAACAUCAAUUUCAACCCAAUUGCAUUCUUUACAAUUAAUGCAUGUGCGUUAUGCAUGUCAUACAUCCAAUAAGAAAUAGGAAUCAUGUAAGUUAAAGUGAUGCAUGCCCGCGGAAAAAGCUGAAUCGAAUGUAAUGCACAAUUUCAUGGCCUGCGUAAUUUUGCAUCUUUUGACUGCACUGAAUGCGUUAGUGUUAUUUAUGUGUGUACGUAUUUAUGCAUGUCUGUAGCGAAAUUUGGACGAAUGUAUGCAAAUGUAAGGCUGCAUGUGAGUGAAAAUUAAUGUAGACUAAUUUUUUUACAUUCAUAACGCUCAACAAGUACAUUCCGAAUUCGUUGGCAAAGGGUGUCAGUCCGCCGUUAUGUAUCGCAAGUUGUACGAUUGCUACUUUUGUAGAAUUUGUGGCAGACAACGCCGCCACUUGCAUUGCCGGGGCACGUUGCACUAUUUUUUGACAUAGGUUUCUCAGUUUCAGCAUGCAACAAGAGUCGGAAACCAUGGAAGGCCUGGCAGACUCGGUCACCAUUGACAUGAGUGCGCCCGAAAGGGACCCACUGGCCCUCGACUUCGUCCACAACAGUCCGUCAUGUGAUCCCCUGCAUGAUUCGAUUACGGAGGUCGUAGUUGGUCUUGGUCAAGGAAGAGAGUCGGUCCGCGAAGAAACCACAGCACAGUCCCCCACCAGGCCUGACGCAGCUGUCCCCCCCCAAACCAAGCGACGACUAUUCCAGGACAAGAAGCCAAGCGAAGAGGAGGGCCAGGAACAAGAGUCAGAACAGUCUGACGAAUACUCCGGCAGUGAGUACGUUCAAGAAGAAGAAGACAGCCAGUCCGGUGCGUCGACUUCGAGCCACACAGACAGUGAGCGUCAGAAGCGACCUCUCCGACCACCUCCAGCUUCGGACAGUCCAGAGAUGGCAGACGCUCGUAUGGAGCCGGCAGAGGACGACGAACUUGCUGCGCAAGUGGCAGCUCUGAGGACGAGGAACGCUGCGUUGGCAGCGGCCAAGUUGGAACUCGUGCAGCGGGUAGCCUCCCUAGAAGCAAAGAAGGCCCGUCUCAUGGAGGAGAACCAAACGUUGCGUGACGAAGCGGCUGUCAACGAUCAAAGAGUGGCUCACCUCAAGAAGGCUCGGAGGGAAUUCAAGCACCAGAACCUCGAGACGGUCCACUCUCUCCAACAGGCGGUCGCUGAGCCUGGAACCAGCAAGCACACAGAGGCCACUUACUGGACCAACAUGAACGCUGUCGGCCAACGACUCAGCGAGCACGGUUGGCAGAAGGUUCUGCUGAAUGACCCCAACCUACCAAAAAAGGUUCCAUCGUGUGUCACUUCAAAGAAGGGCAACAUCGGCAUCGAGCAGGACGACAUCGAUGAGUGCUACGAGGAUGGCAGCGGAUCCUUGUACUCGGUGAUGCGGCACGUGGCAAUCAACCUCUUCAGGAUCGAGAACCUCCUGUAUUUCAGCUACGGAGGCACCAGGAGCACAAGGCGGCAAAAGGCAACCAUGGCACUUCCCAAAGAGCUGAAGAAUGAGUUUCUCGACCUGGCCGGAAAAAUCAUUGCCAACACCAAGUACAAGUGGUACAUCAGGUCGAAAGAGGUCACCAUCAAGGAAAUCGACAUCAAGCGCAUUGCCAAGAAAGCGCUCAUCAAUCUGAUGACGGAGCGGCGCCCAAAGUUCAAACCUACCAAAGAAGACACAAGUUCCUCAGAGUCCGAAGACGAUUCGGAUUAAUUUCCAUGUCCGAUACUGAUUGGCAGCUACCUUCAGUUACAUUUUGCAUUGUAAUUAUUUUCAUAUGCGUGAUACACUGCUUGUUACCACAAAUAAAUUAACCAUUCCAAAAAUUUCAUUGUUUUCUUUAACAUUCCAUGGCAUUGCUCGCAGCAAACACGAUUUUAAUUUCUACAGUUUGUCGCAAUUUCCAUAUUGCUCUAAUACAAUUUUUUCAAUUGUUCGUGCAACACGUUUCGUUAUAAACAAAAUCACGCUACGUUAACCCUUUCCCUCCGUUGCUGAUUGUUUUCCGACAGUUAAAUUGAACUGGAUCUGCAUUGCCGUGGCAGCGUAACCGCCAUGGCCGAAACAGUAAUUUUCGGAUUUUGGCCGACGAUUUCGAUAAAAAUUGCUUCGCGAAUUAUUCCGCGAAUAAUUACACAAAAAUUAAGUGGAUGUGGUGCGGAAUUAAAUUUUUUUUUUCCGACAGUUAAAUUGAACUGGAUCUGCAUUGCCGUGGCAGCGUAACCGCCAUGGCCGAAACAGUAAUUUUCGGUUUUUGGGCGAAAUUUCCACAUCAACUUGCUUCCCGAGUGAUUCCUCAACUAACUUUACAAAAAUUUUUAAUGAAACAGUGAAAUUUGAAUUUUUUGAGCGACAAUAGAAAUUACACCAUGCAACGCGACUAGGAUCGCACUCAGCUUUAUUUGGCGAUCAAAGUGCUAAACUGGCAGCGGAUCUGCAUUGCCGUGGCAGCGUAACCGCCAUGGCCGAAACAGUAAUUUUCGGAUUUUGGCCGACGAUUUCGAUAAAAAUUGCUUCCCGAAUUAUUCCGCGAAUAAUUACACAAAAAUUAAGUGGAUGUGGUGCGGAAUUAAAUUUUUUUUUUCCGACAGUUAAAUUGAACUGGAUCUGCAUUGCCGUGGCAGCGUAACCGCCAUGGCCGAAACAGUAAUUUUCGGAUUUUGGCCGACGAUUUCGAUAAAAAUUGCUUCGCGAAUUAUUCCGCGAAUAAUUACACAAAAAUUAAGUGGAUGUGGUGCGGAAUUAAAUUUUUUUUUUCCGACAGUUAAAUUGAACUGGAUCUGCAUUGCCGUGGCAGCGUAACCGCCAUGGCCGAAACAGUAAUUUUCGGUUUUUGGGCGAAAUUUCCACAUCAACUUGCUUCCCGAGUGAUUCCUCAACUAACUUUACAAAAAUUUUUAAUGAAACAGUGAAAUUUGAAUUUUUUGAGCGACAUUAGAAAUUACACCAUGCAACGCGACUAGGAUCGCACUCAGCUUUAUUUGGCGAUCAAAGUGCUAAACUGGCAGCGGAUCUGCAUUGCCGUGGCAGCGUAACCGCCAUGGCCGAAACAGUAAUUUUCGGAUUUUGGCCGACGAUUUCGAUAAAAAUUGCUUCCCGAAUUAUUCCGCGAAUAAUUACACAAAAAUUAAGUGGAUGUGGUGCGGAAUUAAAUUUUUUUUUCCGACAGUUAAAUUGAACUGGAUCUGCAUUGCCGUGGCAGUUGAUCUGCAAGCCCAAACGGUUACUGCAGUGGGCGUGGAGUGCAUCUGCAAAAUCUCAUGAAUCACUUUCAGCAACUCUGCUCAACCUUCCAAUUUUGGACUUUUACUGCAAUUCUCCAAGGCUGUCCUUCGUGCUUACACUAAUUCUGCGCAUAAAUUGCUUCAAGUGACACACUGUUGCCACGCAAUUUCUCAAAAAUGCGGCCACUUGGAUCAUAUGCCCAAUUUGGCAAUCAGUUCUGCAAAAUUGUCAGUGCAGAGGAAGAUCAGGCAUUCAGGUCCCCGGCAAUUUACCACAUCACAGUGCUCGAGUGAGUCUUUUCGAACGAACCAUUACAAUAUCUCGCAGCUCUAAUUUAUUCCCAUAGGCGAGUUGCUAAGACUCUCAUCCAGAACGGACCGCCAAAUGAGUUGGUCCAAAUUAAAGGAUGCCAUUACGUGGAAGACAGGGCCCUCCGUGAUACUAUUCGAGUUCUACCAUCCAUGCAGGAGGCUUCUACAGAUGCUUCAUAUUUCUGCAGACUCUAUUUUGAUGGAUCCUCGUUCCUACCAACAAUGAUUUUCAACGAACAAGACAAGUGGUGCCCUUGCAGGUAUUCAAGCAAACGAAAGAUGCUGGCGCACGUCACAACGGACGGAUUGAAUGGCCUAACUUCUGUAACACAUCAUUUUAAUAUUCAAAAGGCCAACAAAAACUCUAUCAAAUGUUUCAUUAUGGUGUCACAGGUGCGGUUCGGCUCGUCCGUUGCUAUUGAGAAGGGGACAUGCUUAGCCACAACACUCAAAUCAGAGCAAUUGCCAGAAGUGCCUGGACAAAAAUUACUCCGCGUUGUCCGCGUUGACAAAAUCAAGGUCAAAAAAACCGGUGACAAAAAAUCAGACCAGGUACUCGCUGCAUCAAAGAUUCGGUUGGCUGUCACUUGCUUUGUCAGACCUCCUGAGACCAACAGUUGUUCGCAAGAAUCGCCUGCAAAUCUUCUACACUUGUCUUCAUACAAAACUGAAAUUUCUGGUGCACUUUUCGUCGCGGUCGUUAACGUCUCGUUCCAUAACACACUGGAAGUGAAGUACACAACCGACAUCGAUCAAUACGGAACGGCCACAUACAUCUGCAACAGUCUCCUAGACAUGCAAACCAACCAAGUUGUAUUGCCUGCUUCCAUCCCAAAAUUAGUAAUUGAAUUCAUUUAUGCUAACAGCUUUCGAUGCUUGAUGGCUCCCUUGCUUCAACAAAGAGUGUUACUCCGUCACUCGAAUCAAAUCCACUCCGAUGCCUAGAUCUGUUCUGCGGCUGCGGAGGAUUAUCCCUAGGGUUGGAGAUGAGCCACCUGACAACCUGCCUUUGGGCAGUUGACGCAGACCCUACAGCGUGCAAAUCCUUCGCUGCCAACUUCAGACAAGCAACAGUGUACCAAAGUUCAGCCAUUGACUGGUUGAAAGAACUAAAAACGGUAACUUGUUCGAGCACAACACCAAGGAAGAUUAAUACUCCUAAAUCCAAAAUAGGGAGCAUUGUUCACAAAAAAGGGACAGAAGCUGCCACAAACCGGCGAGGUGGAAAUGAUUAUUGGAGGACCGCCGUGCCAAGGAUUCUCCAAAUUAAAUAGAUUCAAAAACAACAACACCUCAGUCACAAACGUAACUACUUAGAAUUCACUAAAAUCAACUUUCCAUUGUUUCUUUCAUGCCAUUCUUCAGAAAUCACAAGUUCCAGUGUUUCUGGAAAUCGUCGCCUACUUCAGGCCUAAGUGCUUCUUGAUGGAAAAUGUCAAAUCCUUCAUCACAGAGG